This is a messenger RNA of Oncorhynchus kisutch (coho salmon), 1318 nucleotides long. Its product is annotated as asialoglycoprotein receptor 2. The transcript has 6 exons. The record is from RefSeq and is a predicted model, not a curated record. Lineage: Eukaryota; Metazoa; Chordata; Actinopteri; Salmoniformes; Salmonidae. The coding region runs from base 54 to 1160 and encodes 368 amino acids.
AGUCAUGUGGUGGCCUGUGUUGUGUUGAUUUCACAAUUUAUCAUCCACUGCGGAUGACUGAAAGAGUUUCACUACCUAAAGUCACACAGACCCAGGACAGUGCAGGAGGAAGACACAGCUAUAGAUGUAUAUUAGAGUUGAGGUUAGAUGUAGAAGUUACUGUAUUUUAUCAGCAGUGUGUUAAGAUGUCAGAGGGAGUCUAUGAAAUCCCAGAUAGAUUUGAAGACGAUGAGACUGAUGCAAUGAAGAACACAGACAUUGAUGGCCAAUCAUGUGCCAACGUAAGAGCCUUCAAGCCCAGUCCAAGAGAUGGAGUUGUUGCUUCAGAGCCUGAUAGCUCAGGGAAGAGACCCUCUGGAGUUGCUGCAGUGUGUCUGGGGCUGCUGUGUGUUCUACUGGCUGGGAUCAUAGGCCUGUCUGUCUAUUAUGAUGGGGUCUCUAAGAGCUUCUUAGCCUAUAAAACCAACUCAUCUGCAGAGAUAGAACAGCUACAGACCAGCAACAACAACCUGACUAAAGAGAGAGACCAGAUACAGACCAGUUACAACACCCUGACUAAAGAGAGAGACCAGCUGCAGGCCAGUUACAACACCCUGACUAAAGAGAGAGACCAGAUACAGACCAGUUACAGCACCCUGACUAAAGAGAGAGACCAGCUACAGACCAGUUACAACACCAUGACUAAAGAGAGAGACAACCUACAGACCAGUUACAACACCAUCACUAAAGAGCGAGACCAGCUACAGACUGAGAGAGAUUUUCUUAACUGGAGGCUUACCAAUCUCAGCUGGCAGAAGUUUGAAUCCAGUUGGUACUUCCUGUCUACUGAGUCUAAAACCUGGAAGGAGAGCAGAGAGGACUGUCUGAAGAGAGGAGCAGACCUGGUGAUGAUAAACAGUGAUAAGGAACAGACUUUUCUCUUCAACCUCAAGAAGAGAGUCUGGAUUGGUCUGACUGACUCUGUUAAGGAGGGGACCUGGAAAUGGGUGGACGGCACCCCACUGACCACAAGGUACUGGAAUGACAAGCAGCCUGAUAGUAAAGAUCCUACUGGGGAGGAGGACUGUGUUGAGAUACAUACAGAUUGGACUCCACUUAAGGCAUGGAAUGACAUGUCAUGUGACAGGAAACUCAACUGGAUUUGUGAGAAAGUGUUUUAACAUCACCAUGACAACGUACUAUAGCACAUACAGCAGUUUAUAGUGUACGCAACUUUAUUAUUCAUUCUCUCUCUCUCUCUCUCUCACACACACACACACACACACACACACACACACACUCUCUCUCUAUCACACACACACACACACACACACACUCU